UUCCUGCGCCCGGCCGCCAGUUGCCGGUUGCUAAGCAGUUAUCGUUGUUUCUGUGGCGAUUGCAGAGGCUGUUGCUAAUUGGAGAAGCCCCACUAAGCUGCAGCAUCUUGCCUCUUCUGAUCCUGCCCUGCUCUUGGCGUGUGAAGAGCAAACUAGGCUGGUCUGCCCAGCCUCCCUCCCCCACCCUCUCCAAAUAGCCUCGCGAUCUGGGAAGUCUGGGCUAGAACCGCGCUCUCCCUUACCUGGCGCUUUGCACUCGGGCGUCCUUUGCACUGUGGUGGCGCCAAACUCACCGUCAGAUCCCACCUGCCCCCGUGGUGGGGAGCCCCUGGACAGACCAUGACUACUGCUAAGGAGGCGAGCGCUUCAGGGAAAUCCGUGCAGCAGCACGAGCAGGAGCUGGUGGGGAGUAAUCCUCCACAAAGGAAUUGGAAAGGAAUAGCAAUUGCACUGCUUGUGAUUCUGGUUAUCUGCUCCUUGAUCGUCACCUCGGUCAUUCUGCUGACACCAGCGGAAGAUAAUAGUCUGUCUCAAAAGAAGAAGGUCACUGUGGAAGAUCUUUUCAGUGAAGAUUUCAAAAUUCAUGACCCUGAGGCCAAGUGGAUCAGUG
Galeopterus variegatus (Sunda flying lemur) is the source of this 610-nucleotide messenger RNA. Its product is annotated as dipeptidyl aminopeptidase-like protein 6. The transcript is spliced from 3 exons. The record is from RefSeq and is a predicted model, not a curated record. NCBI's taxonomy places the organism in Eukaryota, Metazoa, Chordata, Mammalia, Dermoptera, Cynocephalidae. The annotation marks the transcript as partial. Gene Ontology annotation, molecular function: dipeptidyl-peptidase activity.